Heterobasidion irregulare TC 32-1 is the source of this 579-nucleotide messenger RNA. RefSeq lists its product as uncharacterized. NCBI's taxonomy places the organism in Eukaryota, Fungi, Basidiomycota, Agaricomycetes, Russulales, Bondarzewiaceae. Bases 1 to 579 code for a protein of 192 amino acids. The transcript is spliced from 2 exons. The record is from RefSeq and is a predicted model, not a curated record.
AUGGUGCAUGGAGGUACUUAUAGAGGCACGGAGGAGGGGCACCGCCGGAUAAGGCAAGAGGAGGUGAUGAGCGACUCGAAUCCGAAGCCAGCGACGUUUGUCCUGCCAGGGCCCGUCGCCGUCACCGUCAUCCCGCUCGCUCUCUUGCACGCCUCUUUCAUUUCCCGGCACCCGCUUUCUUCCAUCCUCUCCUCUUCGCUCACCCACACCCCCGACGUCCUCCUCGUCGCCUCCGCCGCCCCCCGCGGCUCCACCUCUUCAUAUCUCCGUCUCCCCGUCGCCGCAACGUUCGCGCAAGAAGCCGUUACGAUCCGUCGUUUCCCAACUCCGACAACACCCUUCCUCUUCGAUGCUCACACUCUCCUUUACAGGGAAUCUCCAGCGCGCCCCGCUGGCCACAUCGAUGCCAUCAUCUUUCCCUUACUGCUCGGUACACGUAAAUGUCGUGUAACUCCCCCACGAGUCGACGUUUAUAUCCUUUCGUCUCAUUGGCACCCGGCGCAGGGGCUUACUCUCUCCCCUCUCGAACGUCUUGCUGUGCCCGGGUACCUCUUCCGUUGCGCAUAUCUCGGAACGUAA